CAUUCCCCGUCUCAAAAAUAUCGCUAUGCCGUUCGUAAAGGACUCAUCGUAUCGCGAAUUGCCGAGUUCUUCUGAAAUAGCCAACGAGGAUUACCACGAGUUUUUGUCACUGAAGAAGCUGAUAGUGAAGAUUACCAAGCACGGGCACUCCGUCUUCCGGUGCAGGUCGAUUGGGAUCCUCUCCAGCCAGGGCCGGGGCUACACUUUGCGUGAUAUCGACGACAGCUGCAUAGAGAUCAGUGUGUCCCUGCGCUACAUGAAAGCGAGUGUCCCAUACGCGGGGAGACCUUUCACUGCGCAUAUACUUGGCUUUGUCCAUUGGGCUUUUGGGAGGCCUGUUUUAUACGCCAUCUUUGUGAAGGAUAUCUUUCCGCCUUUAGCUAAUAAACUAUUUAGCACUAUGGAAUGGAUAGUCAACAACCAUAAAAUGCUGAACCCGGAAAGAAGGAGAAAGGAGGAAUAACAAAUUCAGCAGGACGAGUAUUGUCAUACUCGUCAGCAAGCAGAGUCCCACACAGGCCUCCUGUCACC
This is a messenger RNA of Cydia amplana, 531 nucleotides long. RefSeq lists its product as uncharacterized. The record is from RefSeq and is a predicted model, not a curated record. The coding region runs from base 26 to 463 and encodes 145 amino acids. NCBI's taxonomy places the organism in Eukaryota, Metazoa, Arthropoda, Insecta, Lepidoptera, Tortricidae. The transcript is spliced from 5 exons.